AUGAUUCUAUUUUUCCAGAACGAUGAAGACGACUGCCAGAGGCUUUACUCAAUCAUCGGCUCCUGUCUGUUUUAUAAGGGAUAUCUUCUAGCCUCUCAUUUCAAUAGAGAAGACCUAGUGGAUGUGAAUGCUUGGUGUCGUCACAACGGACUUUUGUUACUUUCGCGAUCGGAAAGUGUUCGUAACCUUGUUAUGUGGAGAGAAGUUUUCCCGGCUUCAUGCAACAGAGGGCAGCCGGCUGUCACCCUCACGUACUUCCUGCCACAGGGUCGCUGGUUCCUGCUGGUGGUUGGUCAGGAAGACUGUCUGUUAGCCUUACUGUUGGAAUCUGGAGGCUGCACGGUAAAGAUUGAAGGAAAUCCCGGGCCAGAGCCGGUAUAUGUUAAACAAGCUCAGGCAACUUUACAUCAUGUUCGAGAGAUCCAAGUUUUAUCCCUGGCUGACAAAUGGAUCCAAAAUCACUGCCGGCUUCCAACCAUGUGUCCAGAUUCACAAACCAAACCCUCACUCAACACUUCUGGUGAAAAUUCAACAAAUACUACUGCAGAGUUCUCACCAAAAUCUACACCAAGUCCAAGCACCUCUAAAAAACCACAAGAAGUGACUUCCAUCCUGAAGCACAGAAUUAGUCCAGAUGAUAGCCUUAGUACAGGUCGUGACAUGUACGAGACAUCAGAAGACUCGACAAGUCAGGCCGCGUCAAGUGUCGUAAGUGACGAAGCUGCUCCAAUACUUGGACGAAGGGCCGAGAGAGAACGAGCCACCGAUUCCAUCCUCUCCGACUCUGACUUCUCCGACGACCUUGACGAAUGCACGUCGCUAAACAGUGGAGCUGGGAGUAGAUUAUUCGAUCUCUCGGAAAUUGGAAGGAAUCUACUGUCUGAUGUUGAAUAUUCCUUACCCAUGAGAUUGACCGCUGGAGAUCAGAACCCAUUGUUCUGCUACGUACACCUGGACUGCGCUGAGGGGGUGAUUCUCAGCAACCCUACGCUCACAGCGUCUGGGCAACUGAGGCACAUUCUUCACAACUUCCGCACCCUGGCUCCCCUUAUACACGAGCUGCUACAGAAUACUGUGCGGUUUAAGGUGAAUAUCGUAACUUUUUGGAAAAUUAACGAUUGGGGUUAA
Molecule: messenger RNA, 1128 nt
Organism: Macrosteles quadrilineatus (aster leafhopper)
Lineage: Eukaryota; Metazoa; Arthropoda; Insecta; Hemiptera; Cicadellidae
Product: protein inturned-like
Exons: 9
Coding region: 1-1128 (375 amino acids)
Biological process (GO): establishment of planar polarity; vesicle-mediated transport; cilium assembly
Cellular component (GO): cilium; cytoplasm
Source: RefSeq, a predicted model, not a curated record